Messenger RNA from Salvelinus sp. IW2-2015, 728 nucleotides. Lineage: Eukaryota; Metazoa; Chordata; Actinopteri; Salmoniformes; Salmonidae. The record is from RefSeq and is a predicted model, not a curated record.
CUGUAAGUGAAAGUGAAACGCCACCACCCUUUUCCUCGUAAUUUCUGUAACAGACGUCGUGUUACAUUCUGUUCGUUGACAAAUUAGUCUUUCAACUGUUUUGGUUUAUUUUUCUAAACUCCAAAUAGUUUUAUUCACCAGUUACAAACAGCUUUACCUUGGAGUCAGACUUGUUUUGUUAGUGAAAUGAAGACCUUUCCGACCUCGGCGGCCUGGUGUUUUGGGAUUCUGUUCAUCAGUGUUUCAUUGAUAACGACAGUGUCGUCUGAGGUUCAGGUUGUUGGACCGGCUGACAAAGUCGUUGCCUUAGCUGGUGAUGACGUCAUUCUACCAUGUUCCCUGAAACCCAGUGUCAAUGCUGAGGGCAUGAUAGUGGAGUGGACAGAAUUGAACCAGAAGGCAGCAAACGUCCAUCUUUACCGUGACCGUCGAGACUCCUAUGAGGGGCAGCUUCCAUCCUACAAGGGAAGGACAUCAAUGUUUAAAGAAGAACUGAAGAAUGGCAACGUCUCCUUAAAGCUGACCAGAGUUACUCUCUCUGAUGCUGGAAGAUACAGGUGCUUCCUUCCAAAACUGAACAGCCAGGUGAAGGAAACCACCGUUCAACUCUUUGUUGGUGCUGUAUCUCAGCCAGUGAUCUCUGUUUUAUCGUGUAUCUGUAGGUGCUGUAUCUCAGCCAGUGAUCUGUUUAUCUUGUAUCUGUGUAGAUGCAAAUUAAUUACUUAAAA